AGCAGGACCCUGGGAUCUGAUUUUGGAUUUCCUCUGCCAGUAACAUCAAGCCUGAUAAAACAAUGUCACCCAAGAAAGCAAAGAAGAGAGCGGAAGGAGCUAAUUCUAAUGUAUUCUCUAUGUUUGAACAAACUCAGAUCCAGGAAUUUAAAGAGGCAUUUACCAUCAUGGAUCAGAACCGAGAUGGAUUCAUUGACAAGGAAGAUCUCAGGGACACCUUUGCUGCCUUGGGUAGGUCUAUACUAGAAGGACGUUUGAAUGUAAAAAAUGAAGAACUGGAUGAAAUGCUUCAGGAAGCUCCAGGCCCAAUAAACUUUACAGUAUUUUUAACAAUGUUUGGAGAGAAAUUGAAAGGAGCUGAUCCAGAAGAAACCAUUUUAAAUGCCUUCAAAGUAUUUGACCCUGAUGGCAGCGGACUUCUAAAAUCAGAUUACAUUAGAGAAAUGCUCAUGACACAGGCUGAAAGAUUCACAAAUGAAGAGGUUGACCAGAUGUUCACAGCGUUCCCCCCUGAUGUUACUGGAAAUCUAAACUACAAAAACCUUGUGCAUAUCAUCACUCAUGGUGAAGAGAAGGAGGAAUAAGGUUGUAGCAUUGGUGUGGGCAUCUGCAUCCAACAACGCCUCUUGAGAGACUUCUCCCUCUGUCUAUUCCUUCUAUGUUAAUGGAAAUAUUGAUCACUAUUUAAUAUGCACCGCUGUAUAAAGUAUACAAAUAAACAUUAUUUCUAUA
Messenger RNA from Bombina bombina (fire-bellied toad), 732 nucleotides. RefSeq names its product myosin light chain 2 (gene MYL2). Gene Ontology annotation, molecular function: calcium ion binding. NCBI's taxonomy places the organism in Eukaryota, Metazoa, Chordata, Amphibia, Anura, Bombinatoridae. Gene Ontology annotation, cellular component: cytoplasm; myofibril. Bases 63 to 584 code for a protein of 173 amino acids. The transcript has 7 exons. The record is from RefSeq and is a predicted model, not a curated record. Gene Ontology annotation, biological process: heart development; muscle cell fate specification; cardiac muscle contraction.